GAUUUAAAAUCUGGAAAACACGAACGAAAUAAAUAAAUAAAUACAUAUGACAAUAUUUUUUGAACCUCCCGAAUUUUGCUCUGCCGCUGGCCGUUUAAAGCCCAUUUUCAUCGGCAUUUCUGUUUCGCCUCAUUGGUCCUCGAAACGCCUUUCCUAUCAUCAUUUUUAAACGCUGCAAUUUUUUGGUUCGAAUUUUGAAUUCAAGACUUUUUAACCAGCAUCGUCUCCGAUUGUUGUCAAUCACUUUGCCAUUGGCACGGUCAGUUUCUUGUACUCAGUUUGUUUGCCGGGAAAAAAUUGAAGGGAAAGGAACUGUUAGGAUUCGCAGGAUCUGAUAGGUUUGUGGGGACCAGAGAGAAGAAUCUAUGGCGUAUAAGGUCGAUCAAGAGUACGACUACCUCUUCAAGAUCGUAUUGAUCGGGGACUCAGGUGUGGGAAAAUCCAAUAUUCUUUCCAGGUUUACGAGAAACGAGUUCUGCUUAGAGUCUAAAUCCACCAUUGGUGUCGAAUUUGCAACGAGGACUCUGCAGGUAGAGGGGAAGACAGUUAAGGCACAAAUAUGGGACACAGCAGGUCAGGAGAGAUACCGUGCAAUCACUAGUGCUUACUACAGAGGUGCUGUUGGUGCACUUUUGGUUUAUGACAUAACAAAAAGGCAAACAUUUGAGAAUGUCCAAAGGUGGCUUCGUGAAUUGAGGGACCAUGCUGAUUCCAAUAUCGUUAUUAUGAUGGCUGGGAACAAGUCUGACCUGAAUCACUUAAGGGCAGUCCCUGAAGAUGAUGCUCAGGUCUUGGCUGAGAAAGAAGGGCUCUCAUUCCUUGAAACAUCAGCAUUGGAAGCUCUUAAUGUUGAAAAGGCUUUCCAGACCAUUUUGUUGGAGAUUUACCACAUUAUAAGCAAGAAGGCACUAGCAGCGCAGGAGGCCGCUGCCACUACUGGGAUUCCUGGUCAAGGCACUACAAUUAAAAUUGGGGACCUUUCAGGUAAUAACAAGAGAACUUGUUGUUCUAAUUAAUAUGGCAAUGGCAUACCUCAAAAAUUCCAAAUGAGGAACAAUAGGUGGUUGUUUAUAUGCCAGACCUGUAGAAUAAUUUUCUACAUGUUAGUGUUUACUCAAGAGUCUCUGUGAAAAGAAUAUUUCUUAUUCACAAUGAUAAUAUUUCAAGAUGAACAUCUUAGUUUUUUAGCAGUCUUUCCAAAUGAUAUAGCACUCACAUGUACUAAUAGGUACAGGUGGGAAAUCAAUGUCUCAGUAUAGGGAGAGGAUAGAUUAAAGAACUAUUUGGAUUGUAGAUUUUAUUGUUAGUUUUUCUUCACUUGACAGUUGAACUUGUAAUAAAAAAUUUCUGUUGCUUGUUAA
Molecule: messenger RNA, 1361 nt
Organism: Malania oleifera
Lineage: Eukaryota; Viridiplantae; Streptophyta; Magnoliopsida; Santalales; Ximeniaceae
Product: ras-related protein Rab11C-like
Exons: 3
Coding region: 366-1016 (216 amino acids)
Cellular component (GO): endosome
Molecular function (GO): GTPase activity; GTP binding
Source: RefSeq, a predicted model, not a curated record